Ceraceosorus bombacis is the source of this 518-nucleotide messenger RNA. NCBI's taxonomy places the organism in Eukaryota, Fungi, Basidiomycota, Exobasidiomycetes, Ceraceosorales, Ceraceosoraceae. The record is from the annotation of a GenBank genome assembly.
AUGUACGGACUCAAGUCUCUCUUCAUUGGCGCUGCCGCCCUCGUCGCUGCCGCAAGCAGCGUUGCAGCGAUUCCCACCAGCCUUAGCUCUACUGCCAAGGACGUCAAGCCAGGUGACAAGUUCACCGUCACUGUUCACACCAACUCUUACAUCCAGGUGAGCAGUCGAAGAGUCGCAAUGUGGGCCUUUCUCAAGCGCGCAUCAUACAGAGAGGCUCACUCUGAUUCCUCGCCUUAUCGCAGAACUCGGAGGAGUACUAUGUCAAGUUCGGCUUGACCCCUACUGGAACGUACGUCGGCUCUGCCCUCGGCGCGGACCUUCUCGAGGGCUACGAUCUCGUCGCCAUCGGCAAGUCCAAGACCGGGCACGGACAAUUCGACCUCUCCCUGACGGUCCCUUCGGAGUUCAGCGGUGCCGCUGGUAACUACACCGUCACCAGCGCUUUCUUCGGCACCGUCGGUGCAUCUGGCGCCCUCUGGACUCACUCGCCCAACACCACCAUCACCAUCGCCAAGUAG